Messenger RNA from Nilaparvata lugens (brown planthopper), 4550 nucleotides. Its product is annotated as probable phosphorylase b kinase regulatory subunit alpha. The record is from RefSeq and is a predicted model, not a curated record. Gene Ontology annotation, cellular component: phosphorylase kinase complex. Gene Ontology annotation, molecular function: calmodulin binding. Gene Ontology annotation, biological process: glycogen metabolic process. The transcript is spliced from 25 exons. Lineage: Eukaryota; Metazoa; Arthropoda; Insecta; Hemiptera; Delphacidae. The coding region runs from base 213 to 3839 and encodes 1208 amino acids.
UCAAUCUUGCUUUCUGCACUGUUGCUUCUCUUUGUUUGUACUUUGCACCUUGCAGAUUGAGUGUCGAUAAUGUUAAUUUUCUCAAUUUAUGUGAAUUAUGAUAAAUAGAAUGUCUAUGUGUCAUUGACCACACGUAUGAGGUGCUAUAAACGUGCUUUCAUAAAUCUUGAAUCAACAGAUUUUAAACAUCAAUAACAACUUAACCUAAAAAUAUGAGGAGUCGAAGUAAUUCUGGAGUCCGGCUGGACUAUUACCAGCGAAUUGUUCAAAAUAUUAUUAUGUGUCAUCAAAAUCCAGUUACUGGUCUGUUUCCUGCUAGUCCGGAGAAUGACCACGCAUGGAUUCGAGACAAUGUCUACUGCAUUCUGGCAGUUUGGGGCCUGUCGAUGGCUUACAAGAAGACUGCCGAUAUGGAUGAGGAUCGUGCUAAGACUUAUGAACUUGAGCAGAGUUGUGUGAAACUGAUGAGAGGCCUGCUGAUGGGAAUGAUGCGUCAGAAGGAGAAGGUGGAGAAGUUCAAAAGCACUCAGAACCCACUGGAUGCGUUGCAUGCCAAGUACAGCUCCAAGUCGGGGCAAUCUGUCGUGGGAGACUCAGAAUGGGGCCAUCUGCAAAUUGAUGCCAUCUCCUUGUAUCUUCUCAUCCUUGCUCAAAUGACCGCUUCAGGUUUACAGAUAAUAUUCAAUCUGGACGAAGUGGCUUUCAUCCAGAAUCUAGUGUUCUACAUUGAGUCUGCUUACUGUGUCCCCGACUACGGUAUGUGGGAGAGGGGUGAUAAAGCCAACCACGGCUUGCCUGAACUGAACGCCAGCUCCAUUGGCAUGGCGAAGGCGGCCCUGGAGGCGAUGAAUGAGCUGGAUCUGUUUGGAGCCAGAGGGGGGCCCUCCUCAGUCAUCCAUGUUCUCGCCGAUGAGGCUCAGAAAUGCCAAGCUGUUUUGCAGUCGAUGUUACCGCGAGAGUCGAGUUCGAAAGAGCUGGACAGCGGUCUGUUGUCAGUGAUCAGCUUCCCUGCAUUCGCCGUCGAUGACCCAUCGCUCAUCCACCACACCAGGAGUGCCAUCCGAACCAAACUGCAGGGCAAAUACGGCUGCAAGCGCUUCCUAAGGGAUGGUCACAAAACGCCCAAAGAAGAUCCAAAUCGUCUCUACUACGACCCGUUCGAGCUACGAAUGUUUGAGAAAAUUGAAUGCGAAUGGCCGCUAUUCUUCUGCUACUUGGUUCUCGAUUACUGCUUCCAAGGAGAUAAGGAGCUCACUGACGAAUAUGCACAGCUCUUGGAUGAUGUGAUGAUAAAAAACAAAGAUGGCAUGAAACUGGUGCCAGAGCUGUAUGCAGUGCCGGGCGAUAAGGUCAAUGCUGAAUACAAGGAUCCCGGAAGCCAGAAACGUGUGGCUGUGGGUCGAUGUCCUUUCAUUUGGGCACAAUCUCUCUACAUCCUUGGGAGACUGUUGCAAGAUGGAUUCCUAGCACCCGGAGAAUUGGACCCGCUGAACCGACGGCUGUGUUCGGAGAAGAAGCCCGACGUGGUGGUACAAGUGGUGAUCCUAGCGGAGGAUGCCGACAUCAGAGACAAGCUGCUGCAACAUGAGAUAUUUGUGCAGACCAUCAGUGAAGUGGCUCCCAUCGAAGUGCAGCCGGCGCGAGUGCUCAGUCAUCUCUAUUCUUACCUUGGUCGUAAUCAGAAGUUGGGAUUGACUGGUCGAAAAUCUAGAGAUGUUGGAAUUCUAAGCACUAGCAAACUCUACGCUCUACAAGACAGGAUAUUUGCUUUCACACCUCAGACAGUUGACCUGGAGCACUACUAUAUGCGUAACGAUGUAUCACUGCUCGCUAACAAUUUCAUGAUGGACCUCUCCUUCCUCACCAUGAACUGGCGGCAUAUGCUUGGAAGGCCAACCUACACCAUUAUCGCAUCUAACAACAUGCUUGAUCAAGGAAAGCUUCCGCUGGCAAUGGUAUCAACAAUGAAAAAACUGAAAAGUGGAUAUAUCAAUGGAACCAGAGUGACUCUUGGAAAUCUCAACGAUUUUCUCAGCACAUCCUGCAUCACGAAUUUAAGUUUUCUUGGGAGCCAAGAGGACGGACAUCCUGAUAAGCUGAACCCACAGGUUGAACAGUACUUGGAUGAACACAUGAUGAAAUCUUCCACAAGGUCUUCAUUUCUUGUGCGAAAUAAUCCAAUCUCUCGCAAUAGAAUGUCGACUAGGAGGAGAAUGUCUGUCAAAGGAGCUAUCAAAAAGACUAGAUCAAUCAUUCAUCAAGACUCUGGAGAGUGCAACGUGGACGAGCGCCGAUCAAGUACAGUGACAGGGCCGAUGUUGCCAAGUCAGCAGCAGCUGCAGCAGCCGGGAGAGCUGUCUCCAGCCAGAACACAGCUGCACCGCAGCCCCUCCCCCGAAGACCUCAUCCCCCUCUGGAAGCAUGGCAGUGCGGUUCCCCGCUUCAGGAUCCCUGUGAUUCUUAUUGGGGGCAAACAAGAAAGGAGUGGUACUGAGCUUCAGUAUGCAGACACCGAAGUGGAAGAGCUGCUCAGCAUGCUUCGAGAGUCCGACCACCUUGAAGAGCAGGGCGACAUUUUGCAGUAUCUUGUCGACUCACAGGGCCUCAACUAUAAAACUGGUAACUAUAGUGAGCUCCACUUCAUAAUGGCCCUAUUUAACAUUGGUGUUGCUAUCCUCGUCUAUCAUUCGACAAAGCAAAUGGUGACUGUAGGAAUGCCUCCAUUGAAUGAGCACACUAUCACGGCUCCGCUGCCAGAGAAUGAACUGCGACAGCUGAUUCAUCAAGCUUAUGGCGAUGACGAGAGUACGGCCAUGUUGACUCAGGAGCUACUCGUAUACUUAGCCAUGUUCAUCAGAACAGAACCACAACUAUUCCUUGAAAUGCUACGACUUCGUGUUGGGCUGAUAAUCCAGGUAAUGGCAACGGAACUGUCGCGAACUCUUAUAUGUUCUGGCGAAGAGGCCACGGAACAUUUACUCAACCUCUCGCCAUUUGAAAUGAAAAAUCUUCUACAUCACAUCAUGAGCGGAAAGGAGUUUGCUAUAAGUAGUGUUGGUCAUGGUAAUUUCUCUGUUAUAAGCUGCAAAUCGGGGCGUGUAAGCAAGGGAGUUUAUGAGAGACAUUAUGAGUAUUCUCUAUCUAUCCUACCGCAGGAGACUCAGAAAAGUCAGAUCGGAGGCUUCCUGGGGACGGAUUCGGUUGACGGCAGCAUUGCUAGCAACAGCGGGGGUGGUGGGGGCGGGGGUGAGGAGGACAGACAGGGUCAGUGGCUGCGGAGGCGGCGACUGGAUGGGGCUCUCAACCGGGUGCCCAGGGACUUCUACCCUAGGGUGUGGUCUGUGCUAGAACGGUGCCAAGGCUUGGCGAUCGAAGGCCGCCUACUGCCGCAGAACCUGACGCAGGAGAUGACGUCGGGCGAACUGAAGUUCGCGUUGGCGGUCGAAACGGUGCUGAACGCCAUCCCUCAACCCGAGUACCGGCAGCUGAUUGUCGAGGCUCUCAUGGUGCUCACACUCGUCACCGAACACAAUGUCGUCGACUCGCUCGGUGACGUCAUCGCCGUCGAGCAGCUUGUGCACUCGGCCAACCAGAUAUUUCUACAGGAUCAGAUGAAAGUGAACGGCGACGCGACCCUGUGUUGCGCCAAGACCAAUCAGGAGCGAGACCUGACGUCGACUGGAGGUUUGCUGUGCGGCGGCGCCGGUUAUAUAUGCCAGCACUUCUAUGACAGCGCGCCUAGCGGCAGUUUCGGAACUAUGACCUACAUUAUGCGCGCAUGCGCAACUGUUUUGACGUGCCUGCCGCAGGAUGGUGAAAUCGAGUGCAAUAUUCAUUGAUGGAUCUUGUCUUAUAAAUUACAUAAAUUACAACACUCAUUGGUGAUUAUCAGUACUAAUUAUAUAUCAUAUUGAGAGUUGAGAAACGCAACGAGUUGAAUUUCGUAUCAGGUUUUUCUCAUAUGAUAUGCAUAAAUUUCAUUUAUUCCUAGUGGUAUCUCAAAGAAAAUAAAAAGGUACUACAGUAGUAAUUCUAUGUACAUACCUAAACAAACAACUUGAUUUUUUCUCAGAGCUAUCAAUAAGUUUCAAAAUAUUUAGAAUGUCGUUAUUUCUUCUUUAUAUUUUUUACAAUAACAAUAAUUUCUUAGCGUUAUGAAAACAUAAUAUUUUGUCCAACUUAGGAGAUUGUUGUUUUUUAUAUUUAACAAAAGAUGACAACCUGAUUAAAAACCGGCGCAUUCUUCAUAUUAUUAGAGUGAUGUAUCGUAGCAGUUUUAUCAUUAUAGCCUUCAAUUAUUUAAAAAAAAAGAUUUAUAUCAUCGUUCAAUUGUGUUCAAUUUGAAUUUUCCAAAUUUUAGAUUAUUGAGAUUAGCACAGCUGUAGAAUCCUAGCUCUUUUAUUAAAUCGAUCUAGUCAUACUGAAUUUUUAUAGAUUUGUUGCCUAGUUUUCACAUAACAUUAUAUUUUGUAUAUUCUAUCUAUUUUAGCAUGCGAUUAUGUUGUUGAAAUACUUUCCAGGUUAGUUGAAUGCUCAAAUAUAGUGUUGUU